GAGCCAAUCAAAUAUAUCAUCACGGCACUGUCGCGUUUUGUUUAUUUGGUUCCUCCGCGUUCUCUUUUCUGCCUUCGCGAUGCCUUCCCCUUCAAACGUUGCCGAAUGCCUCGCAGGCACUUUAGACACAAAUCCUAAUGUCAGAAUGGCUGCAGAACUGAAACUAGCGGAGUUUAUGGCAAUUCCAGAGACCGGUCUCGCCUUAUCGCAACUUGUAUCCGCUCAGGACGCAAACAUAAACCUGCGGCAGUCUGCGAGCAUUGUCUUACGAAAAUUUGUUCGAGAACGAUGGUCGCCUUACUUUCAAUCAUUCAAAGGAUCUGCGCCUUCAACAGAGAUCAAGAAUCAAAUCCGACAAGCAGUUUUCCAUGGAUUGUCAGACCCCGCUCGAAAGAUACGAUCUCUCUCUGCGCAUACCCUUUCCUCUAUCGCGAACUGCGACUGGCCGGACGAGUAUCCAGAUCUCCUCACAUCGCUCAUCAGUCUCCUUUCUUCCAACUCUCCGGAAUCAGUGCAUGGAGCUAUGCAAGUUUUUACCGAAUUCAUCAAGUCCGAUUUAACGGAGGAUCAGAUUCUCCCUGUCCUUCGUGACCUCCUACCUGUCCUUCUAUCCAUUCUUGGAUCCACCGAGACACAGACACCUCUUACUCGCUCAAGAACGGUAUCUGUCUUCCGACAAUGCGUGAUUUCACUGUUUAUGGUCAAAGAACAACAUCCUCAGCCGGUUAAGGAAGCCAUAUCCACUGUUCUCCCUGUUUGGCUGGAAGCUUUCAAAGUCUUACUCAAUAUGGAUCCCUCGAAAGACGUUGCUGAAGGCAGUAACUGGGAAGGCCUGGCAGUCAGGAUACAGAUUUUCAAAGCUCUAGACACUAUUCACACUUCGUUCCCUCGGUCUAUUGCUCCUUACCUACCGGAACUCGUGCCCGCCUCUCUCGUUCAUCUCAACACUCUAUACACAACAUUUGACCGAUAUUAUUUAGCUUCGACUGAGAGUGUGCCUUCCUCUUCUGAGGAUGAGACUAUCGAGCUCCCUCAACUCAUCACUUCUAUCAUGGACUUCGUAAGCUCUGUUGUUCGUGCUGGUAGAGUUAAGGAAUGGUUUACUGGCGACAAUGCUGUUUCUUUAAUCUCCGCAAUCUUCAGCUAUAUUCAAAUGACUGACGAUGACGAAGAAAACUGGGCGAACAACGCGAACGCUUUUGUCGCUCAAGAAGACGACGACUUGGCGCCUUAUAGUGUCCGUGUUGCAGGAUUAGAUUUGCUCACAUGCCUGCUUGACAGAACCCCUGCCCAGACGACGGCAACUUGCCACAAUGUUAUCCAGAAAGUUGUUCUUACCUCUGACCAGACUCGCACCUCCGGAAAAAAAGAUUGGUGGAGGCCCCUAGAGGCUGCUUUGACUGCUGUUGGUUCACAAGCCGAGACCAUUCAAGAAUGCAUUGAUGAUGAACAGGAAUCUGGUCGAAAUAGACCCAUUGAUAUCGAAUCGUUACUCACCAAUGUGAUCCCUACAAUUCUUGGUCAAUCUAAAUUCCCUUUCCUGCAGGGAAGAGGAUUUGUAUUCGCAAGCCAGUACGCCAAAUUACUUCCGGUGCAACUCGCGGGCCAAUAUCUUGACGCCGCAAUACAUGUGAUCGAGGCAAAUGAUGCCAGUAUUCCUAUCAAGGUGUCCGCUGUGAAAGCUGUUCAAAAUUUCUGUGUCGGCUCAGAUGACAAUGCCCUUUCGCCGUUCAUUCCACGAAUAGCUAAAGACCUUGGACCUUUUCUUGCAGUCACUUCUGAGGACACAUUAUCACUCGUUUUGGAGACUCUAUCCGUCGUGCUCGAGGUCGACAAAGGCAAAUGGAUGACACAAGAGCUGGCUAACUCGCUCGUGGUUGCAGUCAUUGAUGUCUGGACGAAAAACAACAAAGAUCCUAUUUUCCUGUCCAUUUUCCCAGACAUCAUAAACUCCCUUGCAGCGUCGGAUGUUCCAGGCAUUUACGCAACUGUAGUCAAACAGGCUUUACCGCUUCUGUGUAAUUCAAUUUCCGUGGCGACCGCCGACCAAUCUUAUGUUGCUGGUUCGGCUAUUGAACUUGUCAGCAGCUUGGUCAAAGCUUCAACCAACGGCUUGGGUGAAGGUUUUUUCCCCCAUUUGGCACCGAGUCUCUUCAAAUGUUUGAGUGAUGUCGAGGAUAGAGAUGUGCUCCAGAACGGUAUCACUUGCUUGACUUUGAUUGUCCGCAAGGACUGUGGUCAAUUGUUAGCGUGGAGAGAUGCAUCGGGCCAGAGUGGACUUGAGCAUGUUUUACGAUUGGUUGCCAGGAUCUUACAGGCUGAGGACGAGUCUGCGGGACUGACAAUCGGAGAGCUCAUCAUACACCUUCUCCGCCGGGCUGGAGAGUCGGUCCUUCCCGUCUUGCCGGAGCUUCUGCACGCUAUGGUCACACGUAUGUUGACCGCAAAGACUGCCACAUUUGUGCAGAGUCUUGUGGUACCUUUUGCAUUCUUGAUAAAUAACCAACGUGAUACGGUACUUGCAUUGCUUGAAGAGAUGAACAUCCAAGGCCGUACUGGGCUUGAUGUGCUCAUUCAAACAUGGUGUGAAAAUGCAGAGACCUUUCAAGGGUUCUGGCCAUCACGUAGUAGUACUAUGGCAUUGACGGCCCUCUUUGCAUCCGAAAGGCCUAGCUUACAAGCUUUGAUGGUCAAGGGGGAUAUCAUUCUCAAGUCAGAAACCACAAAUGUCAUUAUGACACGCUCACGAACUAGGACCACUCCGAUUGAAUUCACCUCUGUCUCAUUCCCUGUCAAAGCCAUCAAAAUCCUACUCCAUGAGGUCCAAUCUGGGGGAGAGCCCGCUACGAUGGGUAACACGCAAGACUUUGCUGACGAUGUAGAUUCUGAUGAUGGUGAUGAUAAUUGGGCCGAUGCCGGAGACGUCACAAAGGAUAGCGAAUUCGAGUUCCUGUCCGAACUCAUUGGACCCAAGGGGAUGGCUUUCGAUAAUGACGAUAUCCUAGAUGAUAGUGAUGAUGAAGACUUGAAAGGUGAUCCCAUCUCACAGAUAGAUAUGCAGGGGCAUCUCGUAUCUUUCCUUCGGGAAUGCGCCGCUCGCAAUACAAACCAUUUCUCGAGCGUAGUGGAUCAAUUAUCUGCCGAGGAAACAUUAGUAGUGCGCCGGAUCGUGGAACAUUCUUGAAAGUCCACUGUACAUUAUUUCCCUACGACGAUUCAGAUUAUGCUUGAAAAUACUACAC
This is a messenger RNA of Lentinula edodes (shiitake mushroom), 3242 nucleotides long. Its product is annotated as ARM repeat-containing protein. Gene Ontology annotation, molecular function: small GTPase binding. NCBI's taxonomy places the organism in Eukaryota, Fungi, Basidiomycota, Agaricomycetes, Agaricales, Omphalotaceae. The transcript is spliced from 19 exons. Bases 80 to 3184 code for a protein of 1034 amino acids. Gene Ontology annotation, cellular component: cytosol; nuclear envelope. The record is from RefSeq and is a predicted model, not a curated record. Gene Ontology annotation, biological process: protein import into nucleus.